CAACUCACAAUCGACACAAACACAGUACACACAAACCUCCAACUGUCUGACAACAACAGGAAGGUGACACAUGUGAAUGAGGUUCAGUCAUAUCCUGAUCAUCCAGACAGAUUUGGUUGUUUUGAUGCUCAGCUGCUGUGUAGAAAUGGUCUGACUGGUCGCUGUUACUGGGAGGUUGAGUGGAGAGGAAGGGUUGAUAUUUCAGUGAGUUACAGAAGAAUCAAAAGGAAAGGAAACAGUUAUGACUGUAUGUUUGGACACAACGAUCAGUCAUGGAGUCUUUACUGCUCUCAUGAUGGUCCUGAAUCUGUUUGUCACAAUAAGAGAUCAACACCAAUCUCCUCCUCCUCCUCCUCCUCUGUCUGUAACAGAGUAGCAGUGUAUGUGGACUGUCCUGCUGGCACUCUGUCCUUCUACAGAGUCUCCUCUGACACUCUGAUCCACCUCCACACCUUCAACACCACAUUCACUGAAACUCUUUAUCCUGGAUUAAAAUUAGGUUUUGGCUCCUCAGUGUCCCUGUGCUGA
Messenger RNA from Oreochromis aureus, 528 nucleotides. Its product is annotated as neoverrucotoxin subunit alpha-like. Lineage: Eukaryota; Metazoa; Chordata; Actinopteri; Cichliformes; Cichlidae. The annotation marks the transcript as partial. Gene Ontology annotation, molecular function: protein binding. The record is from RefSeq and is a predicted model, not a curated record. The transcript has a single exon.